AUGAGGGCAGGGGCCAGGCAUCUCCUGUGGUGCAUUCUUGGCAGCCAAGGAGCAAAGCACGCGGCCCUGGCUAGCUGUGCGGAGGAGAAGGAGGCGGCGCGGCACGCCGACGAGCUGCUGGCGGAGGUCGAGGCGGAGAAGCGCGCCAAGGGCAAGAAGGGCAAGAAGAAGAAGAAGGGCGGCGGGGCGGGCGCGGUUGGGCCGUCGCAGGAGUCCGAGGCGCCGGCAGAGGGUGAUAAGGCGCCGUCGGAGGCAGACGCAGCCGAGGCCGCAAAGAAGGCCGAGGAGGAGAGAAUUAUCAAGCUUCUCGAGAAGUGUCACGAGGAGAGGAUCCGGCUCGGCAUCACGGCGGAGAGCCAGGCAGCGGCGUCGGCAGCGGUGGCCGAGGCGGUGCGCUUGGACGCUGAGGCGGACGAGGCGGAGGAGGAGGCAGAGGCGGACGAGGAGGCGGCGGCGGCGGCAGAGGCGGCUCGGGCGGCGGCGGCGCAGGCGCAGGCGGACGCCAGGGCAGCGCUGGAGAAGGCCAACGCGGCGCUCGCGGACGCGACGGCCGCUGCAGAGGCGAGCGCUGCUGUUGCGGCUGCUUCGAAGGCCAAGGCGACCGUUGCCAGGAUGGCCGCGGAUGCAGCCGAGCAGCAGCGCUCGUGA
Molecule: messenger RNA, 648 nt
Organism: Emiliania huxleyi CCMP1516
Lineage: Eukaryota; Haptophyta; Isochrysidales; Noelaerhabdaceae
Exons: 2
Coding region: 1-648 (215 amino acids)
Source: RefSeq, a predicted model, not a curated record